Messenger RNA from Effrenium voratum, 1864 nucleotides. The record is from the annotation of a GenBank genome assembly. NCBI's taxonomy places the organism in Eukaryota, Dinophyceae, Suessiales, Symbiodiniaceae.
AGGCCUGGCUCAAGCAGGAUAAUUUUGACUGGCCCCAUGCCACACAAGACGCGUGGCGAUGCCCCUGCGCCGGCCGGGCAGGGCCAUCAAGCGCCCAGCUGCCAAGCCGGGUGUCAAACGGACCCAGAAGGUGGUGGCUGAAUGCAGCAUCCCUUGCGGUGGCCUGGUUUUUCGCGAGGAUCCGCUGGUAGUGUCACAGGCGAGGCGCUCCAACUCUGCGGACCACCAGCCACUGUUCUGUGCUCACUGCGGCAAGCCGUGCGGCGCCCUGCACGUGAACCUGGCCCUGGCUGCCGGCACAACCAGCCGGACGGAGCUGCUGAGCAUUGUGCGCAACACGGACGGUGAGGAGGCCUUGGCCAGAUGGCUGGACUUCGCCACCAAGUCGAAGGAGCUGCCCGGUGCUGAAGCAGCAUCGGGGUUGCACGUCAUCGACGAGGAACGAUAUGAGGACCUUUGCUUCUGCACCUCGAAUUGUCGGGACCAAUUCUGCAGGGUGGCUACAGAGAGCUCGCACGCGGUGCUGGCUGCUGCCAACGCGCUUGUUGCUCGAGCAGCUCUGGAAGGUUGCCGACUUCGCAGCCAGAAGGAAGUGGCAGCAAGGCUUCGACCAAUACUCUCUUGCGCUCCUCGGGCAAGGGAUUUGCCGGUGAGUGCGGCGCAGCUCGAGCGACAUCACCGGCGCCUCGCCCGAGCUCUGGCCGACAAGACUCAGAUGCCAAAGGCUGCCGCCAAAACGUUGGCUUUGUCACGUGUGCCGCUAGACCUGUACCAUCGGGUGGUUGCCGCUUUAGACGCAAGGUCGUGGUACUUGAGUGGUGAGACCAUUCAGUCGCCAUUGGGCCGAUACUGCGAACAUGCCUGUGGGCACGCCCUGCAGAGGCGUGCAGCGGAGGCGAUCGGUCCUGUCGUGGGUCAGCUGCUCAAGCGGGAGGAGAUGCUGACAGUGCUUGACAAGCAGCCGCAGGUCUCCCAAGACGCAAGGCAGCUGGCCGUGCCUUUGCCCGAUCCACGGACAGCCAAGCAGAGUGCUGUGGCAUUCUGGCCUAAGCUGCUGACAGAUGACGAGAUUGCGCAGGUGAAGCUGAGCAGCGAGCGGCCACGGCAAGGCCAGUGGUCUACGUGCUAUUUGCAUGCGGAUGGUGUGGCACACACUUUUUUGGCCCCCAUUCUGCAAAAGCUGAAAGACCACGCGGUUCACAUGGAUCGCCAAAAGGGUUGGAAUUGCUUGAAGGGUGCUGAUUCGGAAAGGCUGCGCGUGCGCUGCGUAGAACAUCACGUAGUGACGUCUGGCGGAGCACUGCCUGAUCCGACUCACUUUGACGGAGGCUCAGUAUUCACCAUUGACGUGAUGCUCAACUCGCCAGGCAUCGACUUUCAAGGUGGUGAUUUUUGCACCCUCGAGAGCAGCGGUGAAUUGCAACCCCACAGCUUCGCCCGCGGAGAUGCACUAGUUUUCCUCUCGCACAAGGCACACUGUGUGCAGCCAGUGACGUCGGGGGAGCGGCAGACGCUGGUCAUGGAGCUUUGGGAAGGGGAGGAGCGCCGCUGCAAUCACCGCUGUGAGCAACGCUGGGGUCCAUGUGAGGUCGUGGCAGGUGCAGCUCUGCAGGUGGAUCCAGAGCGAAUUCGCGAAGAAGGUCCGAGGCUCUUUGCACACACCGCCUUUGAAGGGGUCGCAUUCUUCCCUCAGGUUGCUCAGAUACUUCGGCAGUCUGCAUCCUCGAGCGGCAACGUGGAGGUGGUCUUCGAGGGGACGGGCCCAGUGGCCAGUGUCAGGGCCAAGCGUGAGCUUCGCCAGGGCGAAGUCCUGGUCCUCAAGCCCGAGGACGAUUGCGAAAGCAGCGCGAGUUCGGAGUGAGCA